Molecule: messenger RNA, 9514 nt
Organism: Paramuricea clavata
Lineage: Eukaryota; Metazoa; Cnidaria; Anthozoa; Malacalcyonacea; Plexauridae
Source: the annotation of a GenBank genome assembly
AUGGACACCAGCAUAUAUUUUCUAUUUUUCUGUGCAGUUUUCAUUUUCUGGUAAGUGAACUUGUGGCUUUGUUGUUGUAUCGCGAAUUGUGGUUGCCAGUGCAGUGGGUCAAUAAGAAUUUCGACUACCAAACCACUAAACUUCCAGACGAAGGGGUGUUGACCAUGUAAGAUAUCUAUGGUGUCGACUCGAAACAUCGAAGUCCAUCUUGUAUUUUUCAUCGAUUUCUCAUUGUACAACUGUAUGAUAUAACGUUUACCUGUUAACCGCAAACCGCGGUUUGUUGUCAGCCGCCUGUCGUUUAAAUUAACGCAUAUCUUGGAUUAGUUUUCAGUGUCAUAUAUUACGUAACCUUUGCAAGCAUUUCACCUAUAUAAGCAAUGGCAUGCACAAUUUCGCAAGAUUUUAAUGGUUUUCAAAGAUAUUUCGGAAUACACGUAGCUGUAAACAUAUUAUGUCUGUGCAGUAUAUAUAACACUCAAAACAUAAAUACUAAAUUGAAUGCACAAAGUAAAAAUAUCGCGGUCAUGUUAAUACAUGACGCACAAGUACCUCUUAAACUUCGACGAAUGAAAGGUUAAGCCGCAUGGAACAAAACAUUUAAUAUAAGAGUUGUCAAACUCGUGUCACUGAAAUAGUAAAUUAGGGCAUGUGUGUCAACUGAAUGGUAUCCUUUUGUAAAGUUUGAGGUUGAGUAAAAAAGGUUUUUGACCUUUUAAAUUUAAUGCUUGGUCUUAGAUCAGCAAAAUUUUUACAAAGAAAGACAUUUCUAUUGAGUCUUCGAUACCACCCCUAUAAGUAAUUAUACUGGUCCCUUAUUCUUUUCUGACAAAAUUACCUCAUAUUUAUAUAGUGUUCGAGGUCAGUCAUUGGGUGAAAAUCAUCUAUCUUGGCUAACAGAGGAUGAAAUUCUCCAGAGCAAAGACGAGUUGCCUGGUUGCGAUAUGAAAAAUGAUAUCGCGGAUUUAAAAGACCUUAUGGUUAGUGUUAAAGAGGAAUUAAAUGAGAUGAAAACUGGAUUCAUCAAGGAGGUGAACGACAAGUUGCCUGUUUGCGAUAGGAAAAAUGAUAUCGCUGAUUUAAAAGAUCUUAUGGUUAGUAUUAGAAAGGAAUUAAAUGAGAUGAAAACUGAAUUCAUGGAGGAAAUCAAAGCAAUGUGGAAUAAUACUAAAGAAGAAAAACCUUCAAAGAAAGUUUCAACAAAUCCAGCUAAGAAUAAAUGUAUGUCAUAAAUCAUUCUAGCACGUUCAUAUCAAUCCGGUGUUCCCAGAAAUUUGACCCCAUAAUUGUCCCCCAAUAAUUUGGCGCUAUCUUGUCCACGAAAUUUGGCCAUAUUUCCUAAAGAAAGUGCCCACAUUUCCUGGGCAAUCUAGCCCCUCUUCGGAAAUUUGGUCACCUUUUAGGACAGACCAUUUUUCCUUCCUAAAAUGCGGGUGAACAGAAGGAAAAAGAGACCUGACGCAAAUCCCUGUCUACCCGCUGAUAUAAAAAAGCCCAAAUCUGGCUUUUCACCUGAUCGAUCAAAAGGGUCUGAUUAGAUCUGAUUGGUCUGCCUGAUUAGUGCUAAUUAGAUUCUCAUAUUGUUGGUGAUAUAUUUAGUAGUUUAACUAUAAUUAGAUAGUUGUUGUUAUAUUGUUGACAUUUCUUGUGGAAUAUUGAGAUUGGAUACUAAAUAAAAAAUACACUUUGGGUGGGGACCGACUAUAUAGUAAUAGUUUGUGUUAGGCUCUUUGUAAAAACCUGCCCAGCGAAGACAGAAACAUGUUACAAAUUAGUAACUAUCAUCAAGCGGCAACAAAAUACGUACAAGGUUGUUUUGGUUUGUUUGUUUGUUUGUUUGUUUGUUUGUUUGUUUGUUUGUUUGUUUGCUUGCUUGCUUGCUUGCUUGCUUGCUUGCUUGCUUGCUUGCGUAAGAUUAAAUAUUAAUAAUUAAAUUUUGAAUGACAAUAAAACAUCCUCUGGCGCGGAAAUUGUGGAAAUAAUUUGGAAGUAUUUUCAUAUCCAUUUUAAUUAAGCAAAUUUAGUAGUUUGUUUAUUAAGUUUAGAAAUCUAGAAUGAUUGAUCAGUUGCACGGCUGAUUGCAAUCGUUAAAAACAGCUGCAAGGCUGUUUAUAAUCAGUUGUCCAAAAGGAAAUCUUUGAAACUUGCCAUAUGUUUUUUGGACGUACCUAUAGGUGCUGAUGCGUUGUAUUUCAGAGGAGGGAAUACUUUUGAGUACGCGAAAUCCGUUAGUCGACCUGGACUAGUUGAUGAUGAAGAUAUUACAAGUGGGGUAAGAAUAGUUGUUUAGAAAGAAGAUUUCUAUGGAACGAGUAUCACCAUUUUGUUUACCAAUUGCUAAUGUCAGGAUGUUUAUCCGUAAUUUUAUAUACCCAUUUAUCAUGGUCUACACCUAAAAGACAAACGGGUACGAGUUUUUGUGGGCCGUUUAACAAGCAGUAAAAUACUUCAACAAUUUCCUUGAAUAAAUCAAUGCACAUAUGCUUGUCAAUUUUCCCCAAUUCUAUGGUAAUUUUUCAGUUGCAAGUCGUUCUGGUCUGUGGGAAUCCUACAGUGUCGAGUUAUUUUUCGUUAGUAUACGAUUUUCUGAGUUUAUUAUUUUCACCCCUAACUCUCCCCCCCCCCCCCUCAGGCCGCAACUAGCCUUACCAGUGGCAGUAAGUUUCUAUGUAUUCUACAGAGUGGUGCUCCUGAGGAAGGGUUGAAUGCAAUUACUUCAUGUUUCUGGAUCAAAACGCUGAAACGUUCCGAUGCACCGAAUGUGUUGUCGUAUGCCAUUCCUGAACGCGAUAAUGAAAUCACUAUAUAUUUGCUACCAAAUGUUACCUUGUUACUCAAAACCAAGGCUGGUACCUCAUUUUAUCCACAAGAGUAAGUACAUGCUGACAGGGCAUUUUUUAGUCGAUUUUCCAUAACUCUUCCCAAAAUGAGUUGCAAACUUCAUUCCGAACUUCUUUGCGAAAGUUUAUAAUCAUAUUCACAAACUGGUUGGCUUAUUUUAUUUCAGGGACCAAUCUGCAGAGAUUUAUGAUGUUUACAUUGUGAAUUUUAAUACUAACUUUCGAACUUCGCAACAAAGUUCUGAACGAGGUUCACAACAUUUUGAUUUAUACUGUAGUUUUGUGUAAUACUGGAAUUUUAAUAAUCAAAUUUUGAAAUUUAAAAAAUAAAUUAAGGUUCACAACUUUCAGGGAAAAGUUAUGUGAAAUUGAUUGCAUAAGACCAUUCUGUACUGACUUAAAACUUUCCGUAAAUUAGGUGUUAUUGAUCUCCAGCGCGAUAAAAGCAUUUACCAUGAAAUUAACAUCUUUUCAAUUAAUUUGUCAUUAUAGUUUUUUUCUGUAACCCUAUAAUUUUAGUAAGUUUAUGUACUCUGUUUCCAGCUUGGGAAUUUCGGUAAGCGAUGGAAAAUGGCAUCAUGUCUGCAUCACAUGGGAAAAUACCCAUGGUACUUUGCAAGCGUACAAGGACGGCGUGCUUAGAAACAGCAGGACUGAGUUCAAACCAGGAGCUCCCAUUGCACCACAUGGUAUGUGGAUUAUCGGCCAAGAUCAAGACCGCUAUGGUGGAGGGUUUCAGUUAAACAACGCUUUUCACGGUUCCCUUACUGAAGUCAAUGUGUGGAACAGAGUCUUGAAUGCGAGUGAGAUUUCUACCCUUGCAAUGAAAUGUGGUUCGGGAAUGGCGGGAAAUUAUAGAGCAUACAGUGAUUUCGUUCCCUAUGGUGGUAUUCAAAAGGUCAAACCAUCUUGUUGUGAGCAGUAGAAUUGUAUUUUUCAAGGUUUUUAUCGUUACUGUAUACCAAAAGUUAAUUCACUUCGUGGCAAAGUAUGACGACAUAGCUUAAUAUAGAUAGUAGUAUAUAGUUUGAUUGACAAAGACAAAGUGAUUCCCUUUCAAAUGACACCAAGACGCUGAUUCAUAAUUAUAUAAAUGUAACUGAUUAAUAUAUGCAAUUACAUUAGAGCAACAUUAUUUUGUGUUUGUGUUUCUUUUGACUUCGGCAAAAUCUGUCUGUUUUGGAUUUCGCAUCGCAGCAAUAUGGCGGACAAUAUGACGAUAGCUAGGCAAUGCAUAUCUUUUAUUUUUAAGAAUUCAAAUGUCAAUCGAUUCCACUUCAUUUUCACUGGCGUUGCCAAGGUUUUAUUUUUGGGGGGCAACUUAAUAAUUUGUGAGCCAUAAUUUUAAGGGGGCCAUGCUCCUCUGGAAAUAAAUUGAAUUUUCCUACCCGUAUAAUAAAAAUUAAUGUUUAACAUAACAUACGCAUGCACCGUCAUAGACAUGAAUAUAAAAAUAAGUUUUACCGAAAUGUACCAACGUUUCGUCUUUAGCACAGGACAGUAAUAAAUACAGCAUGACAAGUACUGUACAAAGGUUUAUGAAUAAAUAAAUUAAAAUAUUAAAAAUAAUAUUUUCGUGAAAAAAUGCUUUUUUAGCACAUUUUACGACCCACGACUAAUUCACUCACGACAGACAACAUUUGAUCCAAAACACACGAUAUAAAGGGACGCUCGAUUUGUUCCUGUUUUAAUCACGUUUCUAAUAAUAAAUGUUAUUCGAAUCACGUUUCAGCACAUCCGGAAUAAUGUGUUCCCAUUUGUAAGAUUUUGUUCCUAUUUUGUUCAUAAUCUGGCCGCACACCAUGACAAGUAAUGUCCUGUGUUCUGUUGUUGUUGGAUAAGGCGUAUUCCCACCGAUCACGUUUCACUGAGCGGUCAUGUCUCGUGCAUUUAACCCAUAAGUCAAAUGCUUUAAAAAGUGGCAUUGUGGAAACGAAUUAUCUCAAGUUUGCAUAUAUUUCAUACGAUAUUCCAUAAUUAUGGCAAUAUUUUUUUUACAAUUCUCUAAAGUUUGAGUGAUGGUAUUUUCAGACAACAAAGUGUACCAACACUGAUGUAACUGAUAUCUUCAGGAAGUCUUGAAAUCAGUGUUGAAGUAUUAAAAUCACCCCACCGCCUGCACAUUAUCGCAUCACGUGCGCGAAAAUUGUUUCGCUGAUUAACUUGAUGCAUUGCGAAGCGAGUUUUCGUAUAAGUAAAUCCAUUCGUAAAACUUUGUAUCUUUAUAAUAAAAAAGUAUAUUCAUCUCUAUUUAUUACAUUAAUAUAGCUUGUAUAUGUCUAGCUACUGCAGUACAAAGACAAUAAAAAUACAUGCGUGAUGUUUGCAUUGUGCAGUAUGUCAUCGAUUAAAGGUCCUUAACCCCCAUAGCCAAGUUGACAGGAGAUGUAAUAUAACCAUGAAAUCCGUCAACCGCAUUGUAUUGCUUGCAUUUGGCUGCUUAUAUAAGGAGUGUUGACGAGCAAGGCAAAGCACAAUUAAACUUCCUUUCGAAGAUGGAUACGACAAUGUUUUUGCUCCUUUUAUGUACAGUUCUCCUAUCCUGGUCAAAGUAAGUGAACAUAAUUUACUCUCAUUUAUUAUAAGUAUAGCAUGGCAUUCAGGUCGAUUAGUGAUUAAAUGUACCCGAAAGCCGAGAGAGGUUUAGUAAAAGUCCCGAGGCGCGUAGCGCAGAGGGACUUUUACUAAACCUCUCGACGCUUGAGGGACAUUUCAUCACUAAUCGACCGUAAUGCCAUGCUAUUACUUCGUAAUAUCAUAGUUGCCGAGGGAAUCGCGCGUGGUGUGUUGCCUGUUUUGAAUGCUGUUUGAUUGUCUUAUGAUUGUGGUACGAACACUUUUCAUAUAUACGCACGCGCAGAAACACAUCUCCGUGUUCAUUCGUUUUAGGCAUGCGCAUAAACGGAAUUUUCUCCCACAAUUGUAAUGUUCAAGAUUAGGGAAUAAAAGCUGGCAAAGUGAUUGUUCGAAUGUGUACGGGACGGUGUCGUCAGAUACUGUCCAUAGUUGUGCCGAUGAUUUUCGAUGAGGUACAGCUCUCCAAUCAGAGGUAAUGAGGUACGCUUUUGUCUUCUAAAUUUCCCUCAUCAAGCAUGCAGGGGAAAAUUAGAAGACAAAGAAAUCCUUUGUUUUCAACUAAGUUUACCGGGUAAAUUUAGAAGACAAAGCGUAUGCAUGGGGUAAUGAGGUAAAUUAGUCAUUAAUCGUACCUCGCGAGACAAAGGAUUUCGAGGCAACUAUAAUAUUAUUCAUUAUAAUUUACUCUUAUACUUAUUCGUUCAUUCAUUCAGUUCAUUUAAAUAAAUUUUGAAUUUGAAGAAUAUAUUUCUGAUGUGUUUUGUUAAAAUUACCGUUGAAACUGGUCGAUAUAACAUGCCAUAUAUACGAUAAAGGGAUUUGACAACAUUCUAUACACAUCAAUAGUUACAAAAUGGAUAUAGGAAACUAUGUAUAGCCGACGCCAGCAGACCAACUAUUUGAGUGAAAUUCGUUAUAGUCGUGCAAAUAUAUAGUAAACUAUAUAUACUGCGCUUUUUUCCCCACUUUUCCUUACUAUUUGGGCCCUCUAUUUAAAAAACGAGUGCCUUAUCAGAUAUAAAACUUGAAGGGACACUAUAGAAUUGUUUCUGUUUUGCGCCUUGUACUCUAAUCACAUUCCAACACACCAGGGGGUAAUCGUGUUCCCAUUGGUACGAUUUUGUUCCUAUUUUGUUCACAAUCCGACACAGCAUGGCAAAUAAUGUCCUGUGAUCUUCGUUGUUGUCUAAGAAUUACUUCACUCAAAACACUGAAAUAUUAUAAUGCACCCACACUCACUUCAAAUUUUGUGUAAUCUGACUCAGAUUUAUGAGCAAAUUUUAAUGUUUUGACUUGCUUUAGACUUACUUUACUCAACAAAUAAAUAAAUUUGCUUAUCAAUUUGACUGAGUAAUUUAAUUUACUCAAACAUUUUGAGUAAAAUGAUAUGUCAAAAUGUUUUGCAUGUCAUAGGUUUUCCAUAUAUUUCUGUAUGUGUUAUUCUUUUCUGACAAAAUUACCUCACAUUUUAUCUAGUGUCCAAGGUCAGUCGUUGGGUGAAAUUAAAAAAUUUCAAACGCAGAAAUUUCUUAAGAUCAAGAACAAGUUGCCUGGUUGCAAUAUGCAAAAUGAUAUCGCGGAUUUAAAAGAUCUUUUGGUUAGUGUUAAAGAGGAAUUGAAUGAGAUGAAAACUGAAUUCAUGAAGGAAAUCAAAGCAAUGUUGAAGGAUACAAAAGAAGAAAAACUUUCAAAAAAGAAAGUUUCAACAAACCAAGCUAAGAAUAAAUGUAUGAUAUAAAUUGUCCUAGCACGCUCAUGUCAAAUCUGGUGGCCCCAGAGAUUUGUUUGCCCCCAAAAUAAUUUGGCCCCAUUACCCCCCUCCCCCCCCCCCCUCGAAAUACUGGCCAUAUUUCCUACAGAAAGUGCCCAGCAUAUUUCCUAGAAGACAUUUGGCCGCCUUUUCGAAAAUUUGUAUUUUAGUUUUGCAAUUUAGUAGUCUGUUUAUUCAUUGAUUUUAGAAAUCUAGAAUGUCGAUCAGUUGCAUGGCUGAUUCCAAUCGGUAAAAACGGCUGCAGGGCUGUUUAUAAUCAAUUGUCUAAAAGGAAACGUUUGAAACUUGCUAUAUGUUUUUUUGGACGUACCCAUAGGUGCUGAUGCGUUGUAUUUCAGAGGAGGGAAUACUUUUGAGUACGCGAAAUCCGUUAGUCGUCGACCUGGACUAGUUGCUGAUGAACGCAGUUCAAGUUCGGUAAGCAUAUAGUUGUUUAGUUAGAAUAUGUAUGUUAUUAAUUAGAGAGGUUAAAUUUCCCCGUUUUCGGUUACGGGUACGAGCAGCACCAUUUUGUUUAUAACAAUUUUUGCUUAUGCAUGUUUACCCUUAAUUUCUAUACCCGUUUCCCUGCGGUAAGUCAUGCAUGAUCUACACGGCACACGCAAUAGACAAACGGGUGCAGGUGUUUCUGUUUACGAUUUGUGAGCCGUUUAAGCAGUAUACUUCGACAUCUUCCCUAAGUAAUCAAUACACAUGCAUAUGCUCGUCAAUUUUUCCCAAAUCUAUGGUGAACCUCAAGAACAAAAGUUAACAUUCUCCGAUCGGUUUUCAUACCCCGGAAUAUCUUGCAUUUCUUAAGUUGCAAGUCGUACCCGGUUUGCGGGUUAUCUUCACCUUCCUAUUGACUGGACUUGUUUGGUUCGAACAAAUUUAUUAUUUUCAACCCUUCCCCCCCCCCCUCCCUCGCACGUACCUAGCCUAUACUGAUAAGUCUAAAUAUUCUACAGAGUGGUGCUCCUGAGGAAGGGUUGAAUGCAAUGACUUCAUGUUUCUGGAUCAAAACGCUGAAACGUUCCGAUGCACCGAAUGUGUUGUCGUAUGCCAUUCCUGAACGUGAUAAUGAAAUCACUAUAUAUUUGCUACCAAAUGUUACCUUGUUACUCAAAACCAAGGCUGGUACCUCAUUUUAUCCACAAGAGUAAGUAAAUGCUGACAGGGAAUUUUUUAAGAAAUUACAACUGCUUGGGCAAAGUGCUAAUAAGGUGGGCGUAAUCCCUAUACGAUUAGGUGUACAUUACAGUCGAACUCUUCCCAAAAUGAGUUGCAAACUUCAUUCCGAACUUCUUUGCGAAGUUCAAAAGUUUAUAAUCAUAUUCACAAACUGGUUUGUAAACAAUGUAUUUGAUUGGCUUAUUUUAUUUCAGGGACCAAUCAGAGGUUUGUAAUGUAAGUUGAUAUUGUGAAUUUCAUUAUUAACUUUUGAACUUCGCAACAAUGUUCUGAACGUUCUUUCAGUUUGUGUAAUCCCGCAAUUUUAAUAAUAAUUUUGAAGUUAAAAAUAAAUUAAGAUUCACAACUUUCAAGAAAACGUUAUCACCGUUAUGUGAAAUCGACUGCAUAAGACCAUUCUGUGCUGACUUAAAACUUUUAUAAGAUGUCAUCGACCUCAACUCUCAAGCGUGAUUUACCAUGCAAUUAACAUCUUUUCAACUACAAUAUUUGUCAUUAUAGUUUUUCCGUAAACUUAUAAUUUUAGUAUUUUAUGUACUUUGUUUCCAGCUUGGGUAUUUGGGUAAGCGAUGGAAAAUGGCAUCAUGUCUGCAUUACAUGGGAAAAUAUCCAUGGUACUUUGCAAGCGUACAAGGACGGCGUGCUUAGAAACAGCAGGACUGGGUUCAAGCCAGGAGCUCCCAUUGCACCACAUGGUAUGUGGAUUAUCGGGCAAGAUCAAGACCGCUAUGGUGGAGGGUUUCAGUUAAACAACGCUUUUCACGGUUCCCUUACUCAAGUCAAUGUGUGGAACAGAGUCUUGGAUGCGAGUGAGAUUUCUACCCUUGCAAAGCAAUGUGGUACGGGAAUGGCGGGAAAUUAUAGGGCAUACAGUGAUUUCGUUCCAUAUGGUGGUAUUCAAAAGAUCACACCAUCUUGUUGUGAGCAGUAGAAUUGUAUUUCCGGCAUUACUACUGUAUACCAAAUGUUAAUUCACGUCGAAGCAAAUUAAAGUAUCUUUAUUGAUAGACUGUAGUAUGGUUUGAUUAACAAAGACAAUUAACUGAGUGAUUCCUUUUCAAAUGAUAUACCUAUAUAGACACGCUGGUUCAUAAUUAGCUGAUUCAUUAUUAUAUAAAUGAUAACUGAUUAAUAUAUGCAAUUAGAUUAAAGCAAC